AUGAGUAGAGAUGCCCAGUAUAAUGUUUCAUGUAAUUCUGUUCCUAACAUCAAAUUCUUGCAAAUUAAUCUUCAGAAAGCUCAAGUUGCAACUGCCCAGGCAAUAGAGUUUGCGUUAAGCAACAAAAUUGAUUUUCUUCUCGUUCAAGAGCCAUAUACUAGACAUGGCAAAGUGGUUGGUUUUCCUUAUUAUGGACUGUAUAUCAUCAAGAAAAUUCAGAAGAUUCCUCCACGCUCAGCAAUAAUUAAUUGUAACCCUCAAUUCUCUCCAUCAAUUAUUACUAUUACUAAAGAUCAAGUAGCACUUUUAUUAGAAUUAGAAAAUUUUACUAUAGCAUUAUUUUCGAUCUACUCCAGUCCCUCAGAUGAUAUCAGCACUACAAUCUCUUUCCUGGAACACUAUACAAGAGUUCUUGGUAAUAAACAUCAGAUUAUCAGCGGCGAUUUUAACGCUCACUCUGUUGCUUGGGGCUAUCGAACAACAGACCCCAAAGGCCGUCUGUUAGAAGACUUCUUAUCUUCUAAAAAUUAUGUAUUACUCAAUGCCACGAAUACAAUUCCUACUUUCGACAGACUAUAUGCUGUGGGUUGGCCGGACCUGACCUUUACAUCCGCCAAUACCUCUCACUUAACAAGUAAUUGGACGGUCAGAGAUGAGAUUUCAUUAUCUGACCAUAAAUAUAUCACUUUUGAAGUAACACAACAUAGUUCUUUACCUAUCUUACCUCGUUAUAAUCUUCCUGGCAGGAAAAUUAAUCAGUUUAGUCGAAAAGUUCGUGGAACUCUUAAUCGUCUUCGUCACCAAAUCAACUCUUUAACCAUAUCUGAAGAUAUUGAACGUUUUUCAGAGUCCUUAAUGCAAAAUCUUCAAGAUAUUUGUCACGAAAUACUUCCAAAGCGAACUACCAAGCAGCUCCAUACUUUACAUUGGUGGAACUCUGAUCUUCGCAUACAGCAGCGGAAGUGUCGUGCGCUUAGGCGACGAUUAAAAUCUGAACGACGCAAUGGAAUAACAUCUAAUACUCUUCAAGUUUUUCAAAGAGAGAGCGUGCUCUGUAUAAACGGAUGA
Molecule: messenger RNA, 1068 nt
Organism: Stegodyphus dumicola
Lineage: Eukaryota; Metazoa; Arthropoda; Arachnida; Araneae; Eresidae
Source: RefSeq, a predicted model, not a curated record